Molecule: messenger RNA, 1563 nt
Organism: Dipodomys ordii (Ord's kangaroo rat)
Lineage: Eukaryota; Metazoa; Chordata; Mammalia; Rodentia; Heteromyidae
Gene: Entpd3
Product: ectonucleoside triphosphate diphosphohydrolase 3
Exons: 10
Coding region: 1-1563 (520 amino acids)
Biological process (GO): nucleoside diphosphate catabolic process
Cellular component (GO): plasma membrane
Molecular function (GO): UDP phosphatase activity; GDP phosphatase activity
Source: RefSeq, a predicted model, not a curated record
AUGGCGGCAGGUGAAGGUCGGGUCUCAGGCCUCAGGGUCCUGUCCCGGACGCCGGUUGUCCUGGCGCUGGCGGUGCUGCUGGUCAGUGUGGGGGUGCUGCUGACUGUGGCACUGGUGCAGACACGGCGGACGCGACCCCAGCCCCCAGGGCUGAAGUAUGGUGUGGUCCUGGACGCUGGCUCUUCCCGCACAACUGUUUACGUCUACCACUGGCCAGCCGAGAAGGAGAAUGACACUGGUGUUGUCAGCCAGAGCCUCAAAUGCAGCGUGCCAGGCUCCGGAAUUUCCAGCUACGACAAGAACCCCGAAGAUGCCCCGCGGGCGUUCGAGAGCUGCAUGGGAAAGGUCUGGGAGGCGAUCCCCGCGCCCCUCCACGCCUCCACGCACCUCUACCUGGGCGCCACAGCCGGCAUGCGCCUGCUCAGGUUGCAGAAUGCGACAGCGGCCGCCGCGGUCCUGGCCAGCGUCCGCGGCUACCUGGAGGCGCAGCCCUUUGACUUCGGGGGUGCCCGCGUCCUGACAGGGCAGGAGGAGGGGGAGUGCGCCUGGAUCACCGCCAACUACCUCAAGGGGAACUUCGUGCAGAGGACACCGUGGCCGGCGUGGACACACCCGCAGGGCGCGCGGACGGUGGGCGCGCUGGACCUGGGCGGCGCGUCCACGCAGAUCGCCUUCGUGCCGGCCGAGCGGGGCUCGCAGGAGGCCGGGGCGCGCGUGUCUCUGUUCGGCUACUCAUACCCGCUGCACACGCGCAGCCUCCUGUGCUUCGGCCGCCAAGAGGCGGAGAGGAGGCUGCUGGCCGCGCUGCUGCAGGACGCUCCAUCCGCAGGCGAGCUGGUGAACCCCUGUUACCCCCAAGGCUACAGCGCGGCCUUCACCCUGGGGCAGAUCUUCGGGAGCAGCUGCACGGAGCGGCAGCGGCCAGCCGGCCUUCACCCCCUGCGCCAAGUCCUGUUUAUAGGCUCGGGCUCCCCAUCGCGCUGCGGGGAGAGAGUGGGUGCCCUCUUCCACCCCCAGCUCUGCCCAGGCCCAGGACCCUGUCCCUUCGAUGGGGCUGACCAGCCCGAGCCUCACGGCCCCUUUGUGGCGUUUGCUGGCUUUUAUUACACGGCCAAUGCCCUGAACCUCUCAGGCAGCUUCUCCCUGGACGCCUUUAACACCAGCACCUGGGAUUUCUGUAGCCGCACGUGGACUGAGCUGCCCGCCCUGCUCCCCAAGUUCCAAGAGGACUACGCGCGCUCCUACUGCUUCUCCGCCCACUACAUCUACCACCUGCUCGUCCACGGCUUCAAGUUCACCGCCAGCACUUGGCCCCAAAUCCACUUUGAGAAGCAGGUGGGGAACAGCAGUCUGGGCUGGGCGCUAGGCUACAUGCUCAACCUCACCAACCAGAUCCCCGCCGAGCACGCCCGUCCACCGCACCUGCCCGUCCCCGCGCCCAUCUUCGUGGGUGUCCUGGCCACGUUCACCACGGCCGCCGUGCUGGCCCUGGCCGUCCUCCUCUACCUCUGUGCGGGGCCCCGGAUCACGCACGCCCCUGAGCAGGCCUUGGAUGCUGAGUAA